Penaeus monodon (black tiger shrimp) is the source of this 1356-nucleotide messenger RNA. Its product is annotated as piggyBac transposable element-derived protein 4-like. The transcript is spliced from 5 exons. The record is from RefSeq and is a predicted model, not a curated record. The coding region runs from base 1 to 1356 and encodes 451 amino acids. Lineage: Eukaryota; Metazoa; Arthropoda; Malacostraca; Decapoda; Penaeidae.
AUGACCCAGGUCUUGGGCAGGAGAUCUCCUCUGGGUGCCCUGCCAAUCUACCGCCGGCCCAUGCCUUCCUCCAGAGCGCCCCAGCCCAUCGACGUCGGGAAUCCACGCUUGCGGAAUGCCCCAGAUCCUCUUCUAUACCGUAUUCUACAGACGAAGGAUUAUACACCUCCUCUGAAAUUGCCUUUUGAAAUAUCCGCUCGAUUUGACGGUGACGACUCGGAUUGGGAGAGAUCCGAGUUCGAUACCGAUGACUCGGGUGUGGACGACGACUGGGAGGAAGAUUUCGACUAUGUCCCGCUGGUGGAUACAUCUCUGGAUUCCGACGUCCGACGACAUUGGGAGCGUAAUGCUCCGGGAACUCCCUCUUUUUGUUGGUCGAAGAGGGAGAAUUUCGUCUGGCGUCACUGCUUCGAGGGGACACCGGGUGUGAAAGCACCCCUUGAAGAAUCGUCGAGCCCGUAUGUUCGACAGAACCCGCGCACCCCUUCAUCCCAUAUGAAGGGGUGGGAGGCACAACGGUUGCAGGAAGUCUGCUCCUAUGUCGGCUUACGAUUCCCGAUGGGCCUUCAGUCGAAGAGGGACCAGAGGGAAUGGUGGUCGACGGACCCGUUGAUGUCCUCAUCGGUGUUCGCCAAGACGAUGACCAGGGACCGCUACGAUGCCCUGACCUCCGCGCUCCACUUCGCCGCGGAGGAUAGGCUUUGGAAGCUGCGCCCUGUGUUAGACGUCUUGGAAUCGACGUAUCGAUCCGUCUUCGUCCCGAACAAGAACGUGACCGUCGACGAGAGCUUGUGGGCCUUCAAGGGGUGUCACCACGCCAUCCAGUACAACCCGAGCAAGAGGGCUCGGAGAGGGCUGAAGGUCUACAAGCUUUGCUCGUCUGACGGUCCAGAGGCAGGGUAUACGGCGGCCUUCAAGAUCUACAUGGGGCAAGAAGGCCAUCACCGACCUGCUGGAGAAGGCAGAUCUACUCGACAAGGGGUACCAGUUACACACCGACAACUGGCCCGGAAGACCAGUGCAGUUGGGACGGUACGUCUCAACCGGCGUGGCAUGCCCUCGGACCUGCAGGCGAGUCGGGGACAAAUCGAUUUCCGGUCCAGCAAGACCGGAAUCAUCUGCCGUCAGUGGGUGGAUAAGCGUCCAGUUACGAUGCUUUCCACCGCCCACACCAGCAAGGUCGUUACCCUGCCUCCCAACCGCCGAGGGGUGGAGAGGUCGAAGCCUGAAGUUGUCGUUGACUACAACAACGGCAUGAAGGGCGUUGACCUCUCGGAUCAGCUGGCGCAGUCAUAUCCAUCGACGAAGAAGACCGUCAAAUGGUAUAAGAAAAUUUCUUCUACCUAUUGGAUAUGA